UCAGUUGUCGGUGAGGCCGGCGGGGCGGAUCCCACAAGGAGUCAAAAAAACAAAAAACAAAAAAACUAUAGCUACAAAGAACAACUGUAACAACUUGACCGUCUCGUAUAUUUCGCCGUAAAGCUCCCCGGUGGAUAUAUAUAUCUAUAUAUAUCUAUAUAAAAAACAAGAUGCCCUCUGCGAUGAAAGCCAAUGGGACAGCGCAGUCUGCCAGCCCAGAUGUGGGAUCCGCUCCAGUUGUAGUGGGCAGCAGUGCGCUCGGCAGGCCAUCUGAAAUCCUGAAGCAAGUGCUCGAAGUCAUUGAUAAGAAAGCACGUAACAUGGAGAAGAAGGCACGCAACAUAGAGAAGAAAAAGAGCAAACUGGACGAUUAUCAAAUCCGAAAGGAUAAAGGCGAGUGUCUUAACCAGGACCAGCUGGAGGCCCUAAGCAAAUACCACGAUGUCAUUAAUAACUUGGAAUUUGCCCGAGAGUUGCAGAAGACAUUCAUUGCUCUUGGUCAAGAUAUCCAGAAGGCAGUGAAGAAGUCCGCCCGACGAGAGCAGCUGCAGCGUGAGGAGGCAGAGCAGAGGAGGCUGAAGACUGUUCUGGAGCUGCAGUUCCUCCUGGAUCGGCUGGGAGACGAGACUGUGCGGCAGGACCUGAAGCAGGGACUCGGGGGCUCAAUGCUGCUCACAGAUGUGGAACUGGCGGGCUUCGAUGAGUUCUACAAGUUGGUGGGGCCAGACCGUGACCAAAAAAUCAGGUUGGUUGACCAGUAUGAGGAGGUGACUGCGCACCUUUGGGACCUGCUGGAAGGCAAGGACAAGGCUGUGGUUGGCACAACAUACAAGGCACUGAAGGAGAAGUUGGACAAGGUUUUGCUGAGCGGUUACUUUGACCAGGUUCCAACUCAGCAAAAUGGAGUCUGUAAGGAGGGGGAAGAGGGGAACGGGGGGGAGGCAGAAGUGGAAGUUGAAGUGCCAGCAGCAACCUCGACAACAGAAACAGCGGCUGAAUCGCAGCCUGUUGCUGCAGAAGCCGAAGUUAUCGAAGAGUAUAUAGAACCCAUCGCAGUGGAAACAAAAGAGUUUGUAAACAGACAGUUCAUUCCAGAUGGCACAUACAGCACCAGUGAACUGGAGCAAGGGGAUGAGUGGACCACAGAAACUGAGGUGAUCGCUGCCAUGCAGCAGCAGCAGCAGCCCGUGCAGCCGGCCCCUCCCCCUAUUGCCAUGGAGACCCUCCCGUUGAGCCUGGUGGCUCCUGCCCCGCUAACUGACCCCAUGGUCAGGAAGCAGGUGGUGCAGGACCUAAUGGCACAGAUGCAGGGAACGUACAACUUCAUGCAGGACUCCAUGCUGGAGUUUGACGGGCAACCCAUCGACCCCGCCAUUGUAUCGGCCCAGCCCAUGAAGCCCGGUCAGACCUUGGAGCUGCCACAGAUGAUGUGUCCUCCAGUUCAUCCCGACCCACGGCUAUCACAACCCAGCACUGUUCCUGUCCAAGCUGAGGCCGCACACGGACCCAUUGUCUCCGCAACACCACCACCCAUGUAUCAGACCUCGCAUACGCCAGAUUCACGACCAACAGAAACCAUCGACCCCAUCCAGACGUCCAUGUCCUUGCCGUCAGAGCAGCCUCCCCCCUCCACGUCUCUCCCCCCUGCCUCACAGACCCCAGUCUACCAGCCCGUCCCCAAAGCCCCUCACAGCAGCGGCAUCAAUGUCAACGCAGCACCAUUCCAGUCAAUGCAAACAGUGUUCAACCUCAAUGCCCCCGUCCCGCCUGCGAGUGAGACAGAGGCUUUGGGCCAGCCCGCCCAGUACCAGAACAGCUUCAACCAGGCCUUCAGCAACCAGCCUCAACAUCCUGUAGAACCAGCUGAGAUGCAGCCAGAACAACUGCAACCUGUUGGUCCCUUCCAUUCCCAAGAGCAGUCUGGAGGCCAUCAGCAGCCUUCGCAGCAAGGCCCAGGCUUCAACAGGCAGCCUCAGUCCUUCUACAACAGCAGAGGGAUGUCACGCGGUGGACCCCGCAAUGCCAGAGGCAUGAUCAACGGCUACAGAGGCUCAUCCAAUGGGUUCAGAGGUGGCUAUGAAGGUUAUCGCCCUCCUUUUGCCAACACUCCCAACUCUGGUUAUGGACAGACUCAGUUCAACACACCACGGGAUUACUCAAAUGGGAAUUAUCAGAGGGAUGGUUACCAACAGAACUACAAGCGUGGACCUGGCCAGGGACCCCGAGGCGCUUCGAGAGGCAGCACUCAAGCAAUGAGAUCCUGAAAGGCCUCUCAUAAUGACUGAAUAAAGUGCACCACACUGAAAAUUCCAAAAUCAAGACUUCAUUUUCCCAAACUCACUCUUGCUCUAUUCAGUAUGCUCAUCAGUGGUAUUGUUCCUGUCUCCUCCAAUCAAAGGUAGCGGCUGCUUUGAUAUUGGAAAUAUAAAAUACUUUAGUCUGGACAUAAGCAAAGCUGUAAAUGCAAUCAGCGAUUUAUAGAGGCCAUUUGUUAACAAUAUUCCUGGAAACUUGAAAGAUUUCAUAAGUUAUUUUUUUGUAUUAAAAUGCACCUGCCACUGCUGGUCCAAUCCAUGGGAGUAGCCCUUUCUCAGUUGUCAUUUUGGUUUUGGGAAAAAACAAAACAAAAAAAAAACGAUUUUAUGUUCAACAAACUCCCCUUUCUUGUUUAUAAAUUGAUGUUGCUAAAAGGCUGCCGCACACAAAGCGACGCGGUUGAACCCGACUGAACAGUUGCGCAGUGUGUGUGGUUUGGCAACUGUUUUCAUGAGAGGCUGAUCCACAUACAGUAUAUGAAGCAUCAGCUCUUUCAGUUUUACAUCAAUACUUAAUAUUUAUAAUUUGUAAGGUGCCUGAUAAUGGAAAAAGUGAAGCUGGUAUCCAGAAUGUAUGCACGCAGUACAUACAAUUGGGUAAUUACAUCCACUCUCUUCAGCAACCUGCUUCUUCCUUAAAUGUUAAUCUAUCUUUUUAUGGUUGGAUAAAUAAGAUAAAGUACAAUAUACUGUAUGUACAGCGUCAAACCCCAAUAGAGGCUCGCGGUUCAGGGCUUCCUUAUAUCCAAUCGCUCAAUAUGCUGGGGUCAGUCGGCAACUUAUUUUUAAUGCGAUGGUCUGGUCCAGUUGGGUUCGACAGCAUUUUGCAGUGUGCGGUAGGCCUAAAGGGUUUCAAUAAAGUUGUGUUGCAUA
Molecule: messenger RNA, 3188 nt
Organism: Phycodurus eques (leafy seadragon)
Lineage: Eukaryota; Metazoa; Chordata; Actinopteri; Syngnathiformes; Syngnathidae
Gene: caprin1b
Product: cell cycle associated protein 1b
Cellular component (GO): cytoplasm
Molecular function (GO): RNA binding
Source: RefSeq, a predicted model, not a curated record